Tripterygium wilfordii is the source of this 2170-nucleotide messenger RNA. RefSeq names its product LIMR family protein At5g01460-like. The coding region runs from base 252 to 1781 and encodes 509 amino acids. The transcript has 14 exons. The record is from RefSeq and is a predicted model, not a curated record. Lineage: Eukaryota; Viridiplantae; Streptophyta; Magnoliopsida; Celastrales; Celastraceae.
CCUUUUUGUAUAGGUGAUAAAUGGUUUCUGCAAGGUUAUCACUGUCAUUCGACCUCACACGUCAUUCGCCACCGAAAGAAACAACCUCACUGGAGCCAAACCUCUUUCUCUCUACCCUGUGUUUUUCAUUUUGAAAUCCACCGGAUCUACAAAAAUCCGCAAAUACCAUUCAGACGACAAACAAACCCUAAUUUCCCCUCUGUCUCUCUCGAUAUCGGUCGUUUUGAUUCGAAUCGAGAGGUUGUGGUACGAUGGGCGAUUUCAAUCUCGCUCUCGUGAUCGUCGCUAUAGUGGUGUGCGUCUUGGUGUUCAUCUUCAAUGUAUACCUCCUCGUCAACUACCAGCACCCUGACGACAAGAACCAGGCUUACUUCCCUAAAUUCGUCGUUGUUUUUGGGCUUUCUGUCGCCGCUAUCUCAAUCUUGAUGUUGCCUGCCGAUGUGGCUAAUCGCCAGGCCUGUCGCCACGCGAUAUACAAUGGUGCGUGCAAUCUUACCUUGCCAAUGAAGGAUCUAUGGCUUGCGGUCUACAUUGUCGAUGCUGUUCUUGUCUUCUUCGUAAUCCCCUUCGCCAUGUUCUACUAUGAAGCGGACCAGGACAAGAGCAUUGGGAAGAGGAUUAAAAGUGCAUUAUUGUGGGUGGUAACAACUGCUAUUGUCUGCGGUCUCGUGCUUGGCAUUUCAUAUGGGCUUGUUGGAAAAGUAGAUUUCACUGUUAGGCAUCUCUCGUCAUCCACCGCUAACUUCCCAAAUUCAUGGGAUUACUCUAGCACUCAACAAUGUGUUGGAAAUGGUGCACGCCAGUGCUCUGCAUAUUUGGCGAGUGCUUCUUCAGAGAAAACAUGGACAAUGCGCACUACGUUUCCAGAAUAUGUUGUUGCUCUUGCCACCAUUGUUGGAUCUGUACUUUUUUCGAUUUUCGGUGGUGUUGGAAUUGCUUGUCUGCCUCUGGGUCUUAUUUUUGCAUUCAUUCGGCGUCCAAAGGCUGUUAUCACUCGCUCACAGUAUAUAAAGGAAGCAACUGAGCUUGGUAAAAAAGCUAGGGAACUGAAGAAAGCGGCUGAUGCCCUCCAUCAAGAAGAAAGAAGUGGUUCCAAGGGUAGAAAAUGGCGUAAAAAUGUAAAGGCUGUUGAAAAGGAGCUGCUUCAGUUGGAAGAAGAUGUCAAGCUUUUAGAGGAGAUGUACCCUCAAGGGGAAAAGGCGGAGACUUCUUGGGCUUUGACUGUUCUUGGGUACCUGGCAAAACUUGUGUUGGGGAUCUUAGGGUUGAUUGUUUCAGUGGCUUGGGUUGCACAUAUUGUCAUAUACCUGUUGAUUGACCCACCUCUUUCUGCUUUCUUGAAUGAGGUUUUCAUCAAGCUUGAUGAUGUCUGGGGUCUUUUGGGCACUGCUGCAUUUGCAUUCUUUUGCUUCUACCUUCUGCUUGCCGUGAUUGCCGGUGCCAUGAUGCUUGGUCUGAGAUUAGUUUUUAUUACGAUUCAUCCCAUGAAGUGGGGAGCCACUCUAAUGAACUCAUUUCUCUUCAAUGUGGCACUCAUUCUUCUGUGCUCGAUUAGUGUGAUUCAGUUCUGCUCGACGGCUUUUGGUUACUAUGCACAAGCAACUGCAGCUCAGGAAAUAUUUGGCCACACUCUGCAGUCACUACGUGGCAUUAAAUAUUUAUACAAGUAUAAUGUGUUUCAAAUUGCAUUUAUUGUUCUAGCGGGCUUGACCUUUGUAUAUUACGUUGCCUUUGGAUGGAGAAGAAAAAAACCUAGUGGCAGGUUCCAACUUUCCUCUUAAGUUGUGUAUUUCCUGGAGCAUUCACUUAUGGGGCCGUCAGAAUUCUCAGCCAAGGAUCAGUUUUGGAGUGCUUCAUAUUCGGAUAUCGCCUAGUUUUGUCCAUGUUGCAUGAAGUUCGAGUAGGCUCGUGCCAUCCGAAUUAAGUUGGUUGGGAGUGGUAGUUGAGUGCUGCUGCUGCUGCUGUUGUUUCUGCCUGUUUUCUCCGCUUGUAUGUAUAAUUCUUUGUUUGGUUAAUGUUGUACACUGGCUUGGUACGUAAUUGAGGUGACUUCGGCAACUCAGUUUGUAGCUUCACUUAUUUUCUUUUUGAUGGUAUGUAACUUCCCUUCAUGGAAUGUAAUAUUUGAUGAUUGAAAUUUCAAUGAGCAGCCAUUUUAUGUUCAUGCUUU